Cylicocyclus nassatus is the source of this 402-nucleotide messenger RNA. Lineage: Eukaryota; Metazoa; Nematoda; Chromadorea; Rhabditida; Strongylidae. The record is from the annotation of a GenBank genome assembly.
AUGACUAUCAUUGCAUAUACUUCGCCCAAAAAGUGGUGCCUUAAGCCCUCGGUGAACGAUAAAAUAGCUUUUCACCUAAGCUUUUACUUGAGCGGACUGAAGCAUUCCUGCAAAGCACAAGGAAUUGUAGAUAAAGGUUUGGACGCCGGCGUUUAUAACAACGCAUCAGCCCAUGAAGUGUGCUUUAUAAAAGGCAGUUAUACAUUUGCGAGUGCUGCCAAGAUUUUCGUGGAUACCGUUGUUGGUGACAUCAUUCGGGCCAGAUUCACGUCAAGAUAUGCACGCACAGUUCAUCAUGGCUGCGUGUUCGAGGGGCGCUUAUACGAAAACAUGGAUAGAUUUCUUUGUUUGUUCUUGGAUAAACGAAAACGCCGUAGGCGAAGGCCUCUUCACGUUUCAUAA